This is a messenger RNA of Trichogramma pretiosum, 5080 nucleotides long. RefSeq names its product ecdysone-induced protein 74EF-like (gene Eip74EF). Gene Ontology annotation, biological process: cell differentiation; regulation of transcription by RNA polymerase II. Gene Ontology annotation, molecular function: DNA-binding transcription factor activity, RNA polymerase II-specific; sequence-specific DNA binding. Gene Ontology annotation, cellular component: nucleus. NCBI's taxonomy places the organism in Eukaryota, Metazoa, Arthropoda, Insecta, Hymenoptera, Trichogrammatidae. The transcript is spliced from 5 exons. The record is from RefSeq and is a predicted model, not a curated record. Bases 1285 to 3168 code for a protein of 627 amino acids.
GACUAGCGGGCUAGUCCGGUUUCGAGUCAGUCAGUGUGCCACCGGCGAGCAUCGCGUCGCCCGUAGGCAGAGCAGCAGCAGCGGCAACAGCAGCUUGUGAGCUUUGUGUGUCGUACUACUAUAUAGCAGCAGCAGUAAAGACGACGACUCGUUGUGUAUAUAGUGUGCACGGUGUGCGCGUUCUACUACUACUACUAUUACUACCUAUAUCAGUGUGCGCGCCGUGCGUUAAAAAGCUAUAUACCUGUGGACGCUUCUCGCUCAAGAUUAUUAUUAUUGUUAUUGUAACAUUAUGUUGAUGCAUGUGUUGGUGGCUGAGAGAGCUUUUGAAACGUGAAUUUAUAAGACAGCUCCGACUUUGGCCCCACACGCACGAAAACAAUCACCAUCGGCUAUAAAACAGCGUACAGAUACAUACAUUUAUUUAUUUAUUAUUAUACGUAUACACGUACGUGUGUAGCGCGCACGAGAGCCGCCGAGAGAUAAAAAGCUAAGAAAGCGGCGUUGUGUGUGCCGUGCUGAUAAUAUGGCACAUUGCCGAAUGCCAACAGUCAGCAGCAACGGCAGCAGCAGCGAAGUGAACAGCACGAGCCACCAGUGGCAGUGACAGCCGCGCAUUGGCCAACAUAUCGUCGUCGUCGUUGUCAGUAGCCGGCAGUUUCGAAUCUGCGCGCCGGUCCUACGCCUCGCGCUACUAGUACUGCUAGCCUAGAUCAUCGUAGAUACUAGACUGCUAUUGGCCUAUGGUGUCGUGGUUCGAACGAGCCCGCGCUUAAAGCUCGCGCCUCGCGCCUGAACUUGCGGUGACUGUGCUUUUUCAUUCUGUUUGUUGUUUGUGCGUGCGCGCUGCAGUGCAAGUGUAUGAAAAAAAAAAUUGCCCCCUGGUGUUUAUUGUUGUUGUUGCUGGCUCGUAAUAAUUUAUCUCGUGGACUGCGUGACCCUCUCGAUAUACUCGAUCGAGCCGAGUGAAUUUUCUACAGUGCGCGCUGCAAGCCACGGAGCCUCUCGAUGAGCAGCCUCGUGAUCGUUCUAUUCGGUGCGACAACGCCGUAGUGUGACCACCUCCACCACGAUCGAGUCGCCUCAACCAUGUGAGUUGACGAUCGGGAGAAUGGAUUGUUAUUAAAAGUAAAAAAAAGAAAAAAACUCGAUGAACUGGCCCGCCGACUGGUGCGUAAUGGUCGCUGCUAUGCGCAAUAAGUGGUACGAUAGUUCGGAGACUCGGUGAAGACGAGCACCAACUGGACAGCUCCGUUAGCACCGCUAGUGGACCGAUCAGACAACAUGCUCGAGGAGCAGCCGCUGGAUCUGACGGUGGUGCGCCUCGGCGAUUACAACGAUGCCGAGCCGCCGAGCUCCAACAGUAAGACGUCGACGACGAGCAGUAACGGCAAGCAGCAGCAGCUACGGGAGGAUCACGACGACUCGGAUCUCGAGCAUCGGGCCCGGCUGCUGCUGCUGCACGGACAUCCCCAUCAUCACCACCGUCGCCACGACUCGUCCGCGGGCUCGAUCGAGGACCCGGACGCCGACGAGCGCACCUGCUCCGAGGACUCGGACGACUCGAGCUACAGCGGCGCCGGUGGUGCUUCUGGUGUCGACGGUGUCGCCGAUCCCAAGCACUGCAAGCUCAGGUCGCGCCCACCCGGCACCAAGCCCUACAAGAAAAAUCUCAUCAAGCGUUAUCUUGACACGAGAGAGUUGGUGCAGCAGCCGCGCGGCGACUCUACGGCCAAAGACGUGCUGUCACUGACGAGCAUCAAAUCCGAGCCAGGUUCGAUUUCUGCCAAUCGCCUACUCCAUGGAAUUCUCUCGCAGCAUCAUGCGCAACAGCAGCAGCAACAGCAACAGCAGCAUCCGCAUUCGCAUUCUCAGCAGCAGCAGCAGCAGAGCGUCGUUACUCUACACAAUGGAUACAAUCGGCAAUUGGGCACUCAGCCGCCCUACAGCUCCGUCAACGUAUCAAUCUCCAAUCCGUCAGGAAACGGAUCACUGCCAGCCAGCCCAGCCGACAGCGGUGUGAGCGACGUGGAGUCGAGCACGUCUUCCGGCGCCAACGAAGACACGAAUCUUCUGCUGAAGGCGAGGCUCAAUCCCAACUCGCUUCAGCCGAGCCUCGCGGGCUCGCACCACUCACACCUUACAGCAGCCCUAGGUAGAUCGGUCUGUCACAGUCCCGGCGUCUACGGUAACGCGAAUGGAUUUUUGCCGCCUCCGCUGCAUCCUCACCAUCAGCAGCAGCAACAGCAGCAACAUCCGCAUCAAAGCCACCAGCAGCAUCAGCAGCAACAACAACAGCAGCAGCAGCACCAGGCGAAUCAUCAACAACAAUAUCAUGGACAUCGCGGAAACUCGCCGCUGGAUCAGCACUCGGCUCACGGUAUGGCAUCGGCGAUGGGCCCGCCGCCGCAUCACUUGCAACAGGCGCAAAGUCUUCAGCACGCGAUGCACUAUAGGCAGCCUACCUCUCUGUCGGAGAGCUACAGCAGCUACGUGACGUCGGUGUACAAUGGAGCGAGCCUCGGCUCGCCGGCGGCGUUCGCCGCGCCCUGUGGCGCCGCCUCGUCGACUCGGACGAGCGGCUCGAUGAACGUCUUCGGCGGCGGUGGCGGCGGCGUUGGACCGAUCACCGGUGGACCUGGAAGCUCGGCCGGCGGCAUGAACGCCGGGGGCGUGCCCACGAGCGUGAUCCAGGCUGCGAGCUCCUCCGUCUCGGACGAUCUGUACCUGCUGGAGCUGGGCUUCCAGGCGCGCCCCAAGAAGAAACUGAAGAAGCCGCGAAUCGGCUCCGGCGGUGGCAUCGGCGACGCGUCCAACACCACGAGCAUGGGCCAGAGCUCGCCGAUCAAGCGCAAGUCGCGCGAGGGCUCGACCACCUACCUCUGGGAGUUUCUGCUGAAGCUCCUGCAGGACCGCGAGUACUGUCCGCGCUACAUCAAGUGGACGAAUCGCGAGCGCGGCGUGUUCAAGCUCGUGGACAGCAAGGCAGUCUCGAGGCUCUGGGGCCUGCACAAGAACAAGCCCGACAUGAACUACGAGACGAUGGGCCGAGCGCUGCGCUACUACUAUCAGCGCGGCAUACUGGCCAAGGUCGACGGCCAGAGGCUGGUCUAUCAGUUCGUCGACGUUCCCAAGGACAUCGUCGAGAUCGACUGCUCGGGCGCGUGAGACAGGACUCGACGACGACAGAGAUGACUCUCGCGAGACUCACAAUAAUAUAAUAUUAUUAUUGCACGACGUGAUUUUCUUUUACACACGGUGUAUGUUUUUUUCAAUAACUGUGCAGCUAUUAAACGUAUAGUGGAUUUUGAGAAUUUCAUUUGAUUAUAAAAGGAAAAAGCUUGAACGAGAAAAUCCUGCCAACAAAUUCAAGUAUUUAAUGAAAAAAAAAGAAAAAAACAAAAAAAAAAUGGUUAUGAUUGGGUUAUAAACAAAAUAACACUCAAGUACCUAAAUAAAAAAAUAUAAGCUUCCAAAUUGAGGUCGUGAAAUGAAUGAUUUCUUAUACAAGUUCACAACCAGAUGAUUACUUUAUAAUCUUUUCCAACAGCAGUUCCGACACGAUUAAAAAAAAAAAAGAAAAACCAAACAUUUGUAAAAUUGCAUCAAUUUUAUGGCAAUCGUAAUGAAAAGUAUAUGAAUCAUCUAAGCGAAUUAAGGGCUGUGAAAAAUAUAUUUAAAAUUGAUCAAAACGAGUAUUUUAGUAAAUUUAUUCGAGUGUUGUACAAAAAAGAUGAAAUUUCAAACUUGAUUUAUAAUAAUCGUUGACAAAAAAUAUAGUCUAAACGUGUGUAUGCGUGGAUAUAAAAAAAAUGCGUGCAUGCACGUGAAUGAGUGCGUGUGAAUGUGCCUGAGAAACAUGGAUAAAGGUAUGAAAUUUAUGCACGAUAAAGCAUUUUAAAAUGAAGCUUGUUAUGUCGAUGUGUAUGUUAUAUUGAACAGUUUUUAUCAAGGUGCUGGCUUUAUGUAAAAAAAAAAGAAAAAUAUUUGCGUUUAACUAAAAUAAAGAGGUCUAAGAUGUUGAAAUAUACUAUAAUUUGCAUACAAAAUGAAUAUCAAAAUAAUGUAUUAAUGUAAAUAUAAUAGAAUCUAAUAUGAAUAUAUAUGUAUAUUUCUACAAUCAUUUGAAUAUUGUAAGCAAAUGUAUUUCACGUGAAUAUUAUAUAUAUUUAUUAACAUCAGAAAGUGUUUAUAAGCAUCUGUAGAUAUAUGUACAUAGCAGAGUUUAUAUAAACCAUUUUUUUUCUAUUUAUAAAAUUAACUCACUACCAUUAUUGUUCAUAUCGAGAACAGCAACAAAAAUUGUACAAAAAUUGGAUUAUCAAGAGAUUCAAAAUUUUUCAAAGUUGUCUUACAUAAAAUAUAACAAUUGAGCGUGUGACCAAAAAUAAUUUUAAAACAGAGGAAUGCAUCUGUUCGAUGUGGAUCAAAGUCAUCGAAAUGAAUUCGACAAAAUGUAUUUAAGGACGGAAUCUCAAAAAUAUAUUACAGCCAUUACUGCCUGUUAUCAAUGUGCUGGAGCUGAGCACAUCAAACUCUGAUACAAAGCGAUUGCCUUGAUAAAAUCCUCAUAUUUAAGCUAUUGCCUUUGAAAUUUACAGAAAAAAAAUGAAAUAUUUCAGUAGACUAGUUGUGUGAAAAAAGAUGGAAACCUAUGAACAAAUAUUGUGUUCAAAAAAACGUAACUAAACAAAAGUGCAGUGUACUUCCGUCUCUCUUACAUACAUUAAGAUAUCAACGUAUAAUUGAAUUGAGCAAAAUGUUAUCUCAUGAAAAGCUCGUAAAAUUUUGAUGAAAAAUUCUCAACUGUGCGUCUACCGUUAUUAUCAAUAUAAACAAAAAAAUUUGUAUUAAUGUUGACGUUGUUUAUUUACUCGAAUGUAUCGAUUUAAAGUUGGAUUUCAAUUGUACUUUGUUAUACAAAAGACGUGAUGAAUGUAAACGGUAAUACGUAGAGAAUACUUAAACAUUUGUUGUACACAAGAAAUAUUCUUAGAAUAAAAUUGUAAUUAAGAGAUCGUAAUUUAAAGUUCUGUGAUUCGUUGUUUGUAGGUGAAAUUAAUAAAAAAAAUUCAUUUUA